Messenger RNA from Apis mellifera (honey bee), 1315 nucleotides. It is a transcript of the gene Tasp1, whose product is annotated as threonine aspartase 1. Gene Ontology annotation, molecular function: threonine-type endopeptidase activity. The record is from RefSeq and is a predicted model, not a curated record. Bases 104 to 1186 code for a protein of 360 amino acids. The transcript has 9 exons. NCBI's taxonomy places the organism in Eukaryota, Metazoa, Arthropoda, Insecta, Hymenoptera, Apidae. Gene Ontology annotation, biological process: protein maturation.
AAUGAAAAUUAAUACAAAAAUUAUAUAUGUGAUGAUCAGAAAUCAAAAAAAAAAAAGAAAUAUAAAUAUUUAAUAACACUGAAAACUUAAUAAUAAUAUUAUAAUGAGUAAUAUUAAUCAUGGAUUUAUUGCUGUUCAUGUAGGGGCAGGACGACAUUCCGAAACUCUUAAAGAAAAAUAUCAAAAAUUAUGUCGUCAAGCAUGCAAAGCUGGUAUACAGAAUUUAAAAACUGGUGGUAGUUCAUUAGAUGCUGUAGUAGAAACUGUAAUAGUAUUAGAAAAUUCUCCAUUAACUAAUGCUGGAUUUGGUUCUAAUCUUACAUUAGAAGGAACCGUAGAAUGUGAUGCAAGCGUUAUGGAUGGUACUACAUUGCAAUUUGGAGCUGUUGGUGCAGUUAGUGGAAUAAAAAAUCCUGUUUUAUUGGCAAAACGACUUUGUGAACAUCAAUCAGUUAAAAUUGCAUAUGGUAGAAUUCCUCCAAGUUUUCUAGUUGGGAAUGGUGCCCAUGUAUGGGCACAAGAAAUGAGAAUCCAAACUUUAUCUCCAGAACAAUUAAUUUCAACAAAAGCACAGAAAAUGUAUAAACAUUAUAAAAGAAAAAUAGAAAAUUCUAAUGCAGAUGUUCAAAAGUAUACCAAACAAAGAAUGGAUACAGUUGGAGCAAUAUGUGUUGAUAAAGAAGGAAAUAUUGCUGGAGCUUGUUCUAGUGGUGGUAUUAUUUUAAAAUAUCCUGGAAGAGUGGGACAGGCAGGAAUGUGGGGAUGUGGUACAUGGGCAUAUAAAGAUAAAUAUUCUAUAGGAACAAGCACAUCAGGCUGUGGAGAACAUCUUAUUCGUACUUUACUUGCACGAACAGUUGCAGAAGCUAUAUCACAUAGUUCUUGUCCUAUUACCAACUUGUAUCAUUCUAUGAAAGCUGAUUUUAUCGGUGAAAACUCAAAUACAAAUUUUUUAGAUUCAAAAUUUUUGUAUGGACUUGAACAGAAACUUGGAGGUGUUAUUGCUAUACGAUAUGCACCACAAGAAGGAUUAGGGGAUUUCCUUUGGAGCCAUUCUACAAAUUCAAUGAUAAUAGGUUACAUGAAUUCAAAUGAACAAACGCCAAUGAGUCAUAUGGCUGUUCUUCCAUCUCAUGAAGUUGGUAAAAAAGCAAUUGUUGAAGGAAUUUGUUUUAAAAUCACAUAGUGUAUUAAUGAAUUUAUGAUUUGUGCAAGACAAUAUUAUUAUACCAUAUUACCAUAUAAGAAACUACUUAAAAUAAUUAUUUAUUUCUAAUUAAUUUAAAUAUAUCUUAUAAUUAUGAUAUAAAAAAAA